AUGAGGAAUCGCGAAUCGACGGAUGAAAUAAUAAAAUUGGAGGCAGAGUUGAAACGAGCUUAUUGGAGGAAGGAAUUGGUGGGACAGUUAACUGCGAAACAAGUAGAGAAAAAUAUGGAAAAGACUAAGGCCCAUUUGGAAUCUGAGAAGAAUCGAUUGUUAGCCUUGAUCGAAUUGGAGGACGAGGAUAGGAGGAGGGCACAAAAGAGGGACAAAGUGCGAGAGGAUAUGGCACGAGAGAUCUCCGAGAGAACGGCAAGGGAAGCUGAGGAAAGGGUUAGGUUAAUGGAGGAAGGUUUAAGGGAGAGAAAGUAUUUGGAGGAAGUUGAGCGAAGGUUGGAGGAGUAUGAGAAUACGAAAAAGUUAGAAAAGAAAUUGGAACUGGCCAGGAUCAGGGUCGAGGAUAGGCAAAUAAUUUCGGAUCUGAUGGAAAUUCAGUUGGCUUUUAAGAAGAAGGAGGAAGAGAGUGCAGAAAGGGACAAGCAGAUAUAUUUCCAGGAGAUCGAACAAAGAAACAAGGACGAGAGGAACCGUAGGGCCAAGAUUGAGGAACGCAGAGAACGGGUUCUUACUUCUUUAUUGGCCACCAUUAUCCAAGAAGACGCUAGCGAACGUGAAAAGAAACGACUCCUUCAGGAGCUCAUUUUCGAGGAACUCGAGUUGGAACGUGCUAUCAAAGAUUGGAAGGAAAUGGACAUCCAAUCUAAGAUGGCCAAAGCAUUGAUGGGCUCUUUGAAACAACAGAUCAUCUUGACGGAACUCUGCAAGGCCGAUUUCCUCCGUCGUGAUCAAGAAUUCGCUAAGGAAAUGUCCAAAAGAUUGGCCGAGAAUGAUAAAAUUGUUCGAUUAACUGCCGAUGCUAAGAAAAGAGCAUUAUUAAGGUAUCGUCAGGAUCUCGAUAGAAUGAUAGUCGAACGUCAAAUGAUAGUCGAUGAAGAAAUUUGUAAAGUCGAAAAGGAAACUGAAGAAGAACGCAUAUUAAAAGCAACAAGGGAAGAGAUUAUCAAAAAGGAACGCGAAAUUUUAUUGUUAGAACACGCCUCAAACGUUGGUGAAUUUUUGAACAAGAAUUAUCUUACCGAAGACGAACAAAAUAUACUUCAGAGAAUUUCUUUUUCAUCGAAGGACGAGAAUACAAACGAGGAAGAUGAUAGUCUCUAA
Messenger RNA from Polistes canadensis, 1161 nucleotides. Its product is annotated as caldesmon-like. Lineage: Eukaryota; Metazoa; Arthropoda; Insecta; Hymenoptera; Vespidae. Gene Ontology annotation, cellular component: motile cilium. Bases 1 to 1161 code for a protein of 386 amino acids. Gene Ontology annotation, biological process: cilium organization. The transcript has a single exon. The record is from RefSeq and is a predicted model, not a curated record.